Symbiodinium sp. CCMP2456 is the source of this 3999-nucleotide messenger RNA. The record is from the annotation of a GenBank genome assembly. NCBI's taxonomy places the organism in Eukaryota, Dinophyceae, Suessiales, Symbiodiniaceae.
AUGGCCCCGCCUUGUAGCGACCAGGGCUUCAGAUGCAGCCUCACGUCGGAGCUUUGGGCUUUGCAGCGCCGCGCGCAUCAAGCAGCGCAGCGGGGACGUUGCCCCGACCUUCCCGAGGAUCACCCCUACGUCGUGCGCGACGUGUCUUCCUAUCUGGGCAGAGGCUUUCCAGGUGCAGAUCAGGCCAUCUACGAGGAGCUGGCAGCUGCCGAGGCCUCCGUGCUCAGAGCACGCGCUGCCUUGCGGCAGACCGUCCCGAAGGAGGUGCUGCAGGCCUGCGAGUUGGACGUGCAAAAUGCUGCCCUCAAAGUGCACGCGAUCUGCGAGACAUCUCUGCAGAGUUCGGCACUUGCAUGGAUUCACGGCCGGGUACAAGUAUCUGCCAAAGAACUGAUGGAAGACAUCGCCGCCCGGCUUUCGCAGUAUGGAGAUCGGUCUGGAGCUGCUUCUUGCACAGUGCAGCCUUCCCGCGCACAGCGAAGAAUCAUCGAAUGCCCUCACAGCCUUUUUCUUCAGGGUCGCUCUGGCACUGGCAAAACGGUUUGCAUUAUUCACCGCAUCCUGCGUGCACGCCACCAGUUCCCUUUUGCACAGCGCCUCUUCGUCACUCGGUCGUCGUUGCUGUGCGCACAGGUGUUGGAGCAGCUAGCGGUUUUCGGCAGUGCAUCUCGUGAUGCUGCUCUUCUGCGUGGCAGCAGUGGCGGUACACCUGUCUGUGUGACCUGGGACGAAUUGGUUGAGGCAUUGGUCCCGGAGGCGAAGCCGGCCAUUCAAUACUCAGGCUUCUUGAGUCGCUUUUGGCCUUCCCUGAAACCUCCACCAGACUUGGAUCCACUCUUGGUUUGGGCAGAGUUCCACAACAGGCUGCGGAGCUUUGAUGCCACCGUCGUGCACAGCCUCGAGGGCCUCGGGCCAGUCUCCUUCGCAGAGUACCAAGAGAAGAAGACGCUGGACAGCACUGGUGGCUAUUCUCUCACCCAAGAGCAGUAUUGCGAAGCUGUUGCAGGUGAGGGCUUGUCUGCAAUGGGGGUGCCUCUUCCACCGCAGCAACGGCGGGAGAUCUACCGUAUGUUUCUGGAGUACUUGCGCUUCAAGCGAACGUACAACGUCUCCGAUGGCACCGAUGUGGCCGUAGCACUUCGAAAUGCUGGUGCGGGGGCGCUCGUUCACGAGAUCUAUGUGGACGAAGCUCAGGAUUUUUCACCUGCCGAGUUGACUGCUCUCAUGUCCUUGUGCGGACAUGCCGAUGGCGUUACUAUUGCGGGUGAUACCUGUCAAACGAUCAACCCGGGAAGUGCUUUCUCAUUCCAAGACAUUAUGGACGCCUUCCUGAGGUUGGAGCCGACAUCCUUUGCAGGACUGGUUGAUGAUCAUCCUGAAAAGGAGGCUGCCAAGUGCUCUUGGGAUCAUGUUGAGGACUGCCGCCAGAUGUCGCUGGCUUUCAACUAUCGCUCUGCACCACCCAUCGUGCGACUGGCAAAUGCGGUCUCAGAGCUGCUGCUGCAGAUGUUCCCCAACACUGUGGAUGCCGUGGAAGAAUCUGCCGCCGGCACGCCAGGUGGCGAAGUGCCGCUCUUCGUACACUCGCAUUCUGGAAGCGAUGUUGCGGACAUUGUGAUGGGCACUGGUGACCGCCGCGUCUGUAGCAUGGAUCCCACGAGCUGCGUUGUGCUGGUUGGUGCGGACUCGGCUCGUCAGCGCCUUCGCCAUCUAGGCCUCAGAAGUACAAUUUUGACGGUGGCGGAGGCCAAAGGCCUGGAGUUCGAUUUCGUGGUGAUUUGCGACUUCUUUCAGGUCUGUGGGGACGGAGCUUCCUGGUAUGCCGUAGAGGAAUUCCUGAAGGCUAAGACAGCCGAGAAGCGCCGCAAGCGCCCGACACAAGCCCAGCGCGACAUGUCACAUUCUGCCAGCCAGCGGAUACCGUCCCUGGUCCGGGGUCUGAAGGCACUGUACGUGGCCAUCACCCGUUCACGUUGCGGCUGUGCUUUCGUGGAAUCGGGCCCAAAGUCACUUUGGGGUCCCCUGGUUGAGUAUUGGCAAAGCCGAGACUUGGUCAAGUUUGUGGACGGUGUCUCGGCUUACACCAAGCUGUCAGGCUGUGAUGCCCAAGCUCGGUCAGGCGAGAGUCCUGCAGUUGGGGCAGGGGCGGUCCUCCUCAACUCGGUGCAGCAAGCACUCACUUGGCUGUGGUCGGAACUCCAGCUGCGCACUGGACCGGACCAGAAGAAAGUCCGGAAAGUGUUGGGGCAGGAGCGACUGCGGCUGCAGGCCGGCCAUGCUUUGGAUCCCCUGUUCAUGCAGCGUUUCGCAGCAGCAUACGGAGUUCUCUCUCAAGCGAAGGGGAACUCUUCGUCAACUGCUUCAGCACUGCUUCCGCAAGCUGAAGAAGGGCCAUGGCCCGAUCUCGCGUCUUUGCUGGACGUGCUCCAACUGCGCUCGCCCGUGGACAGGACGGCGAAAGGAAUGGCCACGGCCUCCAGGCAACUCUGGAGACGAGGCCUCGAGCUGCUGGCGCACGCCUCCGACGAUUCAGAUCAGCGUUGGCAAGUCUAUGGUGAGGCCGAAGCCGUUUUCGGUGAGAGCCUUGUGUGCGCAGAGAAGCUUCUCGAUGUGCAACUUUCGCAGAAAGCCAGGCUGACGGAAGCACGGGUGGACAGCCAUCCCGACAGGAAGAGGGCAGAGAGAGACAACGCCGGCAUGCAGACCCAUCCGGACAUGAUGCGGAAGGCUGUUCAGAUCGCUGCGACCUAUGUGAGCUCGGCACGGCUGCAAGACCACAUGUUUGCCGACAUACUUGACGCCAAGUCAUCGGUGGAGAAGGAGAGGUUCCACGUGAGAGGAUGGCUGCUGUCGGGUCGGGAGGUAGACUUCGAGAUUGCGGCCAGCGCCAGCUUGGGAGACUUGCACGCUCGUUUUGAGGAGCUCCUCGGCCACCAGUGUCACCUCGUCUUGUCUGGAGAAGUGGGCAGAAACCUAUCAGCCCUGGAUUCUACCAACUCGCUGCGUGACAUUCUGGCAGAGACGGUCCAUGCAUGGAGCGCCGAUCUCGCUUGGCACCGAGCAAUUUGCGAGAUUUUGGCAGCCCAGCUUCUGCGGCCAACUUUGCAUCAUGCCGCCAAAAACACACAGCUCCAGGCUUUGUGUGUCCCUCGCAUAUGGGAGACGGUCUUCGGUAUGCUUUCACGACGUGGAGAUUCAGAGUUCGAGGCACGCUGUGCCUUCCGGCUGACAGUGGAACGGUGGCUGGAGCACAUGACAUUCCGUUGUGCUGUGCGCAAGAAGAUCCAUAUGGCUCGUGCUAACCGCUUGCGCUACACGGCCAUGUACUCUGACGAAGUCAGCCGAGAUGCUGACAUGGCAGCCCGGCAGUUGGAGAAGCUUCUGAAGGAUGAGGCGACGCUGAGCCCGAUGCAGCCCAUGUUUGCCAUCACGGCUUCUGUGCAGGCGCUUUUGUUGAAAGCUAGCCCCUCGCAGUUGGAAGAAGCCCGAUUGUUUUUUGGCGAAGUCCUCGUACCGAAGCAUCGUCGCCGCGACCGUCUACACCUGAGAGCAGCUCGGCUGUUCGAGUCGCUGGGAGACGCGCGCGAGGCGGCAAAGGACUUCCAAAGCUCCUCCGAGGCCGCGUUCCAAGUGGUGGCUGCAUGGAGAGACGUUUCCCAAAUGCUGGGCAACACAGCAGUUGAAGCUUUGUCCAUGGUGCAGCGGCAAGCCCGUGCUAGUGCUCGCCGUGCAGCGCUUUGCUGGGUCCACGUUGCUUCGGAGAUGGCAGCAAGCCGAGCGGAGACCGAGCCAGACAGGACCUCCAUGAAGGCGGCAGAGCAGCAGUUUCUAAAUGCAGGAUGCGUUGUUGAUGCGGUUCUCUGUGCUGCAGCCAGCUUCUCUCCCGAACAGCUCUUUCAGCCACUGGGCCAGCAGCCUGGGCAGAUGGCGGCUUCUCCGCAAGAGUGUCUUCGAAGAGGACUCCUCGUUUAUGGCGCACUGCUUUGGCACGAGGGCUAA